AUGGCCUCCGAUCGCCGUCUAUUGCCCGCGCAACCACCACCAUUGGACCCCCGCGCGGAUCCAUCACGAGAACCGCCCCCUCCUCGCAGGAAUCUGCCCCAACGGAACGCGCGCCGCUCGCUGAUAUUGGCCGCCUGUGCCGCUUGUCGGAAGCGCAAACAAAGAUGCGAUGGCACUCGUCCGACGUGCAGCGUCUGCAAGGCCACCGGCAAAGAAUGCGUCUACGACACGCAGCAGGGCGAGACCAGAACCGCCGCCCUGAAAAACCGCAAUGCCGCUCUUGAGCGCGAUCUCAACUCGGCCAUGCAGGCCCUCCGCAUGCUCCAGGCCGGCUCCGAUAGCGACGCCGCACAUCUCCUCCAACGUCUGCGUUUUGCUGUUGAUCUGCCUGCUUUUCUGUCCGACUUGCAACCCUCCCAGCCUUCAACCCCAUCACGCCCCCAGCAAAACUACGCCUGGAUUGAUGUCCCUGCCGUGCUGCGCUACAUCCGCGAUCAUCUCGCUGAUAUCCAGCAUGCAUUCUCCAUCUAUACACAGCGCACUACCAUGCUGUUCCACAUUUACACCGAUGUCGAAGUCUUCCAGAUCCUGGCUCUCGUUAACCAACCCUCCCUCCUCGACGUUCCCAGCCCCGUUCUUUGCGAGAUGUGCAGCAUCGUCGCCAUUGCCUCGCAUUUUGACCGCAAACGCAUCCCGCCCGAUGUCAGCGACCUUAUGUACAGCGUUGCGAAGCACUUCCUUGACGACCUGGUUUUGCAAAAUCCUCUCAGGGCAAUCAAAGUUUGCGCCCUCUUGGUGCUGUGUAACAUAGUCGUCAAAGCCACCGUAGCUCUAACCUAUAUCGAUAUGGGGCUUGGAAUAGCUCGCAACCUGGGCUUGUAUGGCCAGCAACGCCCUCCCACCAUCGACCAAGAUAGCUGGGAUGAUGCAAAGAAAGUUUGGCGUUCUUUGGUCCUUUGCAAAGGCUGGCUGCAGGCCACUCUUGGUUAUCUCCCCGACGAUGUUACUACCGUGGACCCCGUCCUGUAUAUCGGAACAUCCGACGCUCAGGACACCACCGAAUUCUUCCGCACAGAGUUCACCAAGAUUUCGAUACUAAAGGCAAAAAUUCUUGCCACUGCAGAACAACCUUAUUUACAUCGCAAAACCAUCGAUCGCCUAAGGGCAGACCUCCAAUCCUGGUACCGUACUCUUCCGCCCGAAUGGAAUCUGUCACAAAACCUUACCAAUAUCAACGACCCGUACCUACGCAUGACUACCUCUUUCCUGCAUCUCCUCCAUCUUGGGGCUAUCAUGCUUUUACACCGACGCGUCAUAUCCUGCUACCUCGAAUUGCGCAAGGAGGAUCCACAUCGUGCUUUGGAAAUGAUCGGAGAAGCAACCGAAGCUGUGAAUGAAGGAAUCACUGCUGCAAGGCUUUCCGCUCGGCUUCUGGCUCUAAUCAUGGAGGAGGGAGGUGUCACCCGGCAUUGCUGGCUUUGCAUUUUCCAGUCGUACAUGGCUUGCUGCACCCUGCUGUACACCAGCUUCCACAAGCGCCUACACGAAGUCCCGACGCAAGAACCGGACGAUGACUUUGAACUCUCCGGGAAAGCCUUAGCCACUUUGAGCUUCUGUGCCAAACUCGAUCCGGGCGCUGGAAAUCUCAUGAAGACACUGCUACCUUACUCGUCGAUGCUUGACGGUACGAAGCAGCUUGAGAUUAAGAUUUCAGAGGAUGUGGCAGUAGACAACUCUGCUGUCCUUCAGCCCAUGCCACCCGCUCCAAUGUCAGCCGAAUAUCUUUUUCCGCCCGAAGGCACGAGCAAACAGCACCAAGCAUGCAAUGAGCUUUUCGAAACACUCAGUAGGCCCUUUGGCACUUUUUCACUGGUUCUCGACGAGGAGAAGCAACCACCGCUGCUUCGCCAGACCAUGACCAACGUCGACGAGCUCGGUCUCGGGAUCCACUUGGACUGGACCGGGGCGAACCGGGCCUCUUUUGACAGCGGACGAGCGGGGGGUCGGUUCGCCGAGGGGGUUCAAGGACAGCCCUUUGGCUGGACCAGGUCGCGGAGUAGCACCGAACAUUUGAAAGAAGCGGAGACGCUGGAAAUUAGCUGA
Messenger RNA from Lasiodiplodia theobromae, 2103 nucleotides. Its product is annotated as Hmg box protein. Gene Ontology annotation, biological process: regulation of DNA-templated transcription. The record is from RefSeq and is a predicted model, not a curated record. The transcript is spliced from 3 exons. Lineage: Eukaryota; Fungi; Ascomycota; Dothideomycetes; Botryosphaeriales; Botryosphaeriaceae. Gene Ontology annotation, molecular function: zinc ion binding; DNA-binding transcription factor activity, RNA polymerase II-specific. The coding region runs from base 1 to 2103 and encodes 700 amino acids.